UUCCAGUAGUUCAGAAUUAGCGUAAUAACUUCGGUUAUUAUUGUGGAAUUAAAACUGAAACUUUUUAAUGUAGAAUUUUAUUCCGUUUCCGGUCGCAGUUUCUAAUUUUCAAUAACUGUCAAAAUUCAAAAUGUUGGCACCGGAUAAGUAUCUCUCUCCAAUGAAACAAAUGACUGGUGCCGAAGAAAACCGACACUUUUUGCGAGCAUUCAUACACACAUAUAGGGACUUGCCAGUGUUAUGGGACACUUCUUUACGGGAUUACACAAAUCGCGAUAAACGCGCUGAAGCAUAUGAACAACUUGUACCCAUAUAUCGCUACCUCAAGCGAGAUGCAAAUGUCGAAGACGUUAAAAAAAAAAUCAACACACUGCGCACAAACUAUCGAAAAGAAUUGAAAGUUGUGGAAAGUGCGCGACGCAAUGGAACCAUUCAUCAUCCACGUUGUUGGACUUUUCUUGAAUUAGAUUUCCUACGCAACACCGAAAAGUUUCUAGCUGUCAAUCCAAGUACACGGGGUGAUUCAUUUUCCGCCUUCAGUGAGAAUUCGCAAACACAAUCCUCCUUUCUGGAUCCACCAGGUUCCACUUAUAAUUUUCGCUCCAUGAUGGGAGCAAACACGGUGCAAUCACCUCCCAAUAUUGCCGAAAUGUUCCAUAAAUCUUUUGGGCACACGCAAAAAUUGGAGCCAGAUCAAACUCCACCACCGUCUGCACCACAAGUGGCAAGUACGAGUACGUCAUCCAAUGGGCACUCUGUAAAUUCAUCAGAUUACAAUCACACAGGACAACAAGCAGAUUCUGUAAUUAGCUCAGCAAAACGUUUGCGUUUUUCACCGGCGAAUGCCACAGGUGGUACCGGUCAAACGCCAGAUGAGUUGCUUAGUAUAGCUUGUGACUACCUUUCCAGUACAUUUCCUGAAGAGGAAUCUAUUGCAAGGACCUGGACUCAUAAGCUCAAACGUUUACAACGUGAGCAACGUUUAUUAGCGGAAAAAUUCAUUAAUGAAAUACUUUUUGAGGCGGAAUCAGGUACUCUACAUCGUGGUUCGGUGCAUAUUAAUAGUUUCGAGCCAUUUGUACGUUUUGAAGAACAAUCAAGUAAUGACCAAGAAAAUACCAAAUCGCAAAGUCCCAGCGUACAUACAUCCACCACAACAAUAUCGCAUGACGGUGAAAUUAAAUCUACUUCGAACGCUGGUGCAUCUGAAAACGGCAAUGCUACCGUUAAUGAAAAUGUAUACGAAAACUAUCAGAACUAAACAUUACUUAAUUACUUACAUAU
This is a messenger RNA of Bactrocera latifrons, 1284 nucleotides long. RefSeq lists its product as uncharacterized. The coding region runs from base 131 to 1261 and encodes 376 amino acids. The record is from RefSeq and is a predicted model, not a curated record. The transcript has a single exon. Lineage: Eukaryota; Metazoa; Arthropoda; Insecta; Diptera; Tephritidae.